GUGCCCAGCCAGGCGCACCAACCAAGUACCAACACCAUUUUCCAAGCGUAAAAAGUGCAGCCAUCUCCGAUCCGAACGAGCAUUAUGAAUUCUUCAACAAACGAAAACACCGAGCUGGUUUCAAGCAACUAUCACAAGCUUGAAUCACCGACCCAACUCCAAAGCCUCCUCGGUGCUGACUUGAAACGACUAAGUAUUUUGUACUUUAGAGCCGAAUGGGCAGAGAUUUGUCGAACGGCCGAUCCCUUUAUCAGGUCACUGUCUCAAAAAUGGAAGGAGCCUCUUUUUCUCGAAAUUGAAGCUGAAAGUCUACCCGAAGUUGCCGAAUCUUUCGAAGUCUCGUCGGUGCCUUGCUUCGUUAUCUUGAGGGGACACCAACUGCUCUCACGGAUCAUCGGAGCUGAGCUGACACAGCUUGAAUCCGACGUUGAGAAAUUUGUCAAAGCAAGCCAGAAUCAACAAAGCAACGGCAAGUAUGAGGUUUUGAGUGAGACAACACAAAAGCCGAAGCCACCUUCAUCUGCCCCUAAUGUUAAUAAGCUACAAGCGGGGGCAACAUCGAACGAAGACGAGACAGAGGAACAACUUUUUUCCCGUUGCAAAGACAUAAUGCAACAAUCCAAGGUGGUAGUAUUCAUGAAGGGUGAUCCCAGAACACCGCGGUGCGGGUUUUCUCAGCAGACGGUCAAAAUCCUUCAGGAUCUUAACAUCGAAUUCACCACGUUUGACAUCCUGACUGACGAAAAAGUCAGGCAAGGUAUGAAGAAAUUAAACUCAUGGCCCACGUUCCCCCAGAUAAUCAUCAAAGGUGAACUAGUAGGUGGCUUGGAUAUCCUGAAAGAAAUGAUUCAAAACAAUGGGAAGGAGAAGACCGAACUCGAAGAACUACUUGAAAGUUAAAACCCUUCUGGAGUAAUAUCUCUGGAACAAGUCUUUUCUCUAGCCUAACACUUUAUUUCAAGAAUAAGUUUGUCAAAUCGAGCGGCCAAUUCAACGCACCCCUUUGAAUUGAAUUGUACAAGUAGAGUAUUUCGAUACUGUCGUUACCCAUUAUCAACAUUGCGGAAAUUCAAAUCAUAGUAGCCUU
Messenger RNA from Puccinia graminis f. sp. tritici CRL 75-36-700-3, 1087 nucleotides. RefSeq lists its product as uncharacterized. The record is from RefSeq and is a predicted model, not a curated record. Bases 85 to 900 code for a protein of 271 amino acids. Gene Ontology annotation, molecular function: 2 iron, 2 sulfur cluster binding. Lineage: Eukaryota; Fungi; Basidiomycota; Pucciniomycetes; Pucciniales; Pucciniaceae. The transcript is spliced from 6 exons.